Hyla sarda is the source of this 3664-nucleotide messenger RNA. RefSeq names its product ST3 beta-galactoside alpha-2,3-sialyltransferase 6 (gene ST3GAL6). The transcript has 12 exons. Gene Ontology annotation, molecular function: beta-galactoside alpha-2,3-sialyltransferase activity. The record is from RefSeq and is a predicted model, not a curated record. Lineage: Eukaryota; Metazoa; Chordata; Amphibia; Anura; Hylidae. Gene Ontology annotation, biological process: glycolipid biosynthetic process. Bases 435 to 1505 code for a protein of 356 amino acids.
AACUCCAACUCUGCCAAAAUCAUCUCGUCUCCCCCAGACGUAGCCAUCACGUCACCCCCGGUAUACAGGGAGACCCCCGUGUCCUGCCUCCUCGCCCCCCGGCUUCCUUGCACAGGAUAUCCCCCUCUGUGUCAGUUCCUGCUGCCCUGGCAUAUUGUUCCAGUCUUCUCCCCUCCAUGUCUCCCCCCGCCCAGGCGCCUCCCUCGUCCGCCCGGUGUGCAGUGUAGCAGUCCGGCGCUGAGCCCUCCCUCAUUCCUCCUCUCUGCGGCUAGCGGAUCGUGGUUCCUGCGCUGUACACAGCCAUCUGCACAGCUAGGUCCAGAACGUGCGGUUCAAUGUGGACGUAUUCUGUUUUGAAAGGAAGGCCCAAACAUUGCUAUGAAGGUUUGACUGACUCAGAUUAGCCAUCCAUACGGGUAACGGGAGACGAUACCAUGUAUCAAGGUUUUUUAGUCAUGAGAAAGUUCCUGUUUGUUGGAAUAGUAUUUGCAGCUUUGCUCCAUUUCAUGCUACAUAUAUUUGUCCAAAAGAAAACCAUCUCAACGUCCAUUGUGUCUCCACAAGAACAUUACAGCACACUCAAACCAUCGACCGCAGAAUCUGUGAGAUAUUCCUUAAGGUUACCCACAGACCCAGCCAACGAAUUCAAGUCUUGUUACAAUGAAAAGUUCCACAUCCUCUUGAACCUGUCCGAGAUUGAGCCUUUUCUAUGUGAAAACUACAGGAAACAGUCUGCAAUUCUUGGCAGCAACAGAAUCGAUCUCCCGUAUGGAACCCGGAGAGCAGAAAGAUAUUUUGAUUUGGUCUUCAAGAGGCUUCCAAAGUGCGACCUUCCGGAAGAGAUAAAGAAUAUUUCUUGCAAGAAAUGUGUUGUUGUUGGGAAUGGUGGCGUACUCCGGAACAGCACACUUGGCAAGAAAAUCGACAGCUAUGAUGUAGUAAUACGAAUGAAUGAUGGCCCUGUCCUUGGGUAUGAAGAGGAUGUCGGUCAGAAGACUACGUUCCGUCUUUGUUACCCUGAAUCUAUCUUUGCAGACAGUUUGCACUAUGAUCCUAACACCACAGUGUUGCUCAUGAUGUUCAAGCCUCAUGAUGUCAAGUGGUUGUCAGAAUUACUGUUACAUAGAAGUGUGAGCACUUACGGUUUUUGGAAGAAACCCGCCAUGAAGCUUAUCUACCAACCUCACCAGCUGAGAGUCCUCAACCCCUACAUACUUAAACAAGUGUCUCAAAAUCUAUUGAAUUUUCCAACUAAUUUCCCCAAAACAGAAAAGCCAAAGCAUCCAACAACUGGCAUCAUUGCAAUCACGCUGGCGAUGCAUAUAUGCAAUGAAGUCCAUAUUGCAGGAUUUAAAUACAACCUGACAUCUUUAAAUAGUACUCUCCAUUAUUAUGGAAAUGAGACAAUGUCUGUAAUGGCCCAGAAUGAAUAUCACAAUAUAUCAGCGGAGCAGAUGUUUCUUAAGGACCUUAUUGAAAAAAAAACAGUAACAAAUUUGACGUAAAUAAAGAACUAGACCUGGAAUAUCAUCUAACGCAAGCCAAUCCUUACUGUACAGUAUUCGUAUUUUUAUAUAUUGUGGAAAUUUUUUAAUUUUCUUUUUAAACCAAGGAGGUUUUUGUGAAGAAAAAAAAACUAUGCCCCAGAAGGCGUUUUUGCCUUGUUACCGGUCAGAUCUCAUUUUGCCUUCACAAGAGACGACGAUACAUAUCCUACCUUGAUUAUGAGCAGUGCAUUGAGGAGAAGGCCCUGCCAGGAACUGGAUGAGCCAUUAUGUAAAGUAUAAGACUGCAGCAUUGACUCCUGAACCACUGAAUCUCUAUUCGGAGCACUGGCCCAGAUUAUGAAGCACAAGGAGAUGCAAUGUCUUUAAUUUGGUAUAUGACUGUACUUUGUAAAACAAACAUGUAUUAUAGUUUUUUUGUUUCCUUCACUUGCGUCUUAAGUAAUUAUUGCUUUGGAUAAAUUUUGUUGAAUCCUCUUCAUUUUUGCUUUACUAAGGUGAGUCUAAGUUUGGUCAACUGUCUGCGUUGUAUCUGUUGUACAACUCAUAUGAUGCAAGGUUCUAGGUUGCUUUAGUUUAUUAUGUAUAGUGCAGUGAAAACCUCUGUAUCACUGGCCUGGUAGGUGUGUGGUUGUGCUAGAAACCACUGCACACCUUGCACUCUUAAUUGGGUUUUCCAUGUUUUUUCACCAUGUUGUUGUUUUGAACACUUAAGUAUACAAAAGUAUUUCAAAAGUUUUAAUUGGUCGGGAUCUACGUGUUUAGACCGUGACCAAUUAUUUGAACAAAUGGGAAGAAAAGUGCGGCUGACCGAAACAAUCCCAUGGGCUUACAUUGUAAGUAUUGCUUAGCGCGCUCUUCUCCCAGCUACUUUUAUAAGUCACGGUCUGAACACUCAGACCCCGACCAAUGCAAACUUUUGACAUGUCUCUACAACAUGUCAGACGCUUUUAAAAGUAAAAGUCGGGGUAUUCAGACUGCACUGAUCACUAGAUAUUACUGGGAGAAACGAUAAGUAAUAAGUGUUUCACUCCCUGGCUUGCUGUUCAGUCUGACUUGUUGCAGGAAAUAGGCUCAAUAGAUUUACAAUAGAUCAUGUCUCCAGCAUCAAUAUGGAUCGUCCAGCAAGUUGGGGUGUUAAGCACUCAGCUCAGUGCUGGCCCUUCUCAGCCCGAUUUGGUUUUCAAAAUCUGGAUGAAGAAAAUACUGUAUCUAUUAACUGACAGCAAACCAGUCUGGCAAAUGCAGUUGAAUUGAUACACAAAGUAGAAGUCCACUAUACUCUCUAAGGCUAUGUUCACACACCAGAAUAUCUGCAAUUCCGCACAAAUUCCGUUCAGCAAAGCUUGUUGAAUGGAAUUGCUACCACAUUUCUGCAAAAUUUCUGUGUGCUCAAAACACAGCAUUCCGCCAGAAUUCAAAGCCCCAUUAAGUUCAAUGGUUUCCAUCUGCAAUUCCGUAAACUUUAAAGACAGGUCUUUAAAUUUUGUGUAAUACAGAAAUUCUGCUGUGUGAAUGGGACAGCGAAGUCCCAUUGAACUUAAUGGGCAGUCAUUCUUCUGCGGAAAUCCUCAUGGAAAUUCUGCCGUGUGAAUAUAGCCUGAGCGUGCCAGUAGUGUCUGUCCAUACCCAAUAUAAGAUCGGGCAAUUGGAAAACUACUUUAUUAGUACAAGGGUACUUAAAGGGGUUCUCCAACCGGUGUAAAAAAGUAUAUUAUACUAAUAUAAUGUUAUUAGCCGUACUGUACAGAUCUUCCAUUAUCAGCUGAACUGUCUCCCUUGUAGCUGUGACGUCUUUCCAAAUUCUCUAAAUGCAGUCUGCUCCUGCCCUUGCUCCCCCUCCCCUCCUGUCUUCUGAGGACCAAACUAUUGAUGUGAAGAUUCUGUGGAGAUAAAAAAAAGACAGGACCGACGGACGGCGCCCCGUGUAUUACCCUGGGGCAAGAGAGUGGGGGGCAACCCUGCGGAGCUUAUAGAUGGCUGUUCACCGUGUGACAGUAGUAAAUGCGCAUAUAACCCACAAUCCAAUCGGGGUACUAUUGGUGCGAGCCGCUGCAGAGCCAAAGGGUUGCAGGAGAAGACAAUAUCGUCCUGGAGUGUAGUAGUAGAAGCAAGGCAGGAAAAAACCCUUGAAGUCAGCGCUGCUGACUCUUGUAUUA